AUGGCAACUGUCUCUUCUUACAACUAUUACACCGAUGUUUUCAUUGCAGGAGGCACAGGCAAUCUUGGUCAACACGCAACCAGAGCCUUUCUUAAACAUCCUACAAAAGCAUCAGUUCAAAUUCUUGUUCGAAAGGAAAGUGCAGAAAAGGCACAAGAGCUCCAAGAAUUGGGUGCCAAGUUGGUGUUUGGUGACCUUGCCACUCUUUCACAUCAAGAACUUUGUGAAAUGUUAAAAGGAGUUGAAGUGGUCGUUUGUAUUCUUUCUGGAGAAGCUCGUUCCUUGCAACUCAAACUAUUAAAAGCAUCGGUAGAGAGUGGUGUCAAGAAAUUCCUUCCAUCGAGCUAUGGAAUCGAUUACAAUCGUUUGAAUUAUGGAGUGUCUGCUGUGUUAGACAGUGUCAAGAAAGUUGCGGAUGAGGUCAUUCAGAGUGGUUUGGAAUAUCUCAAAUUCAGCAUAAGUCUUUGUCUUGAUGUUAGGGAACAACUCCUCAUUGUCAUAUCUCUCUGCCUGUGCAAUCUGGGAGAGUACAAUCCAUCUCAAUUGUUUAAUAAAAACUAA
Naegleria fowleri is the source of this 561-nucleotide messenger RNA. RefSeq lists its product as uncharacterized. The record is from RefSeq and is a predicted model, not a curated record. Lineage: Eukaryota; Heterolobosea; Eutetramitea; Acrasida; Naegleriidae. The coding region runs from base 1 to 561 and encodes 186 amino acids. The transcript has a single exon.